Maylandia zebra (zebra mbuna) is the source of this 4283-nucleotide messenger RNA. It is a transcript of the gene slc17a7a, whose product is annotated as solute carrier family 17 member 7a. Gene Ontology annotation, biological process: transmembrane transport; regulation of synapse structure or activity; neurotransmitter loading into synaptic vesicle. Gene Ontology annotation, molecular function: neurotransmitter transmembrane transporter activity; L-glutamate transmembrane transporter activity. Gene Ontology annotation, cellular component: synaptic vesicle membrane; excitatory synapse. The record is from RefSeq and is a predicted model, not a curated record. NCBI's taxonomy places the organism in Eukaryota, Metazoa, Chordata, Actinopteri, Cichliformes, Cichlidae.
GGGCAGGACAGGAGGGCGCACGGGACAUCAGCACACCGGCCGGGUCAAGGAGCUGCAAAGAUGGAGAUCCGACCAGACAGGUUUAAGGCGGUCGCGGGCAAAACUUUGGGGAAAAUUCACAGGCUGAUUGAGAAACGGCAGCCAAAUGGAGAAACUAUUGAGCUGUCGGCGGAGGGUCGUCCUGAGCUGGUGGAGGAGAAGGAGCUGCCUGUGGUGGACUGCACCUGCUUCGGCCUGCCCCGGCGGUACAUCAUCGCCAUCCUGUCUGGCCUGGGCUUCUGCAUCUCCUUUGGCAUCAGGUGCAACCUAGGUGUGGCCAUUGUAAGCAUGGUCAAUGAUCAUACUGUCUACAAAGGCAACAAGGAAGUACUUGUGGCUGCACAGUUCACCUGGGAUCCAGAGACAGUGGGGAUGAUUCACGGCUCCUUCUUCUGGGGCUACAUCGUCACACAAAUCCCGGGUGGCUUUAUAUGUCAAAAAUUUGCAGCAAACAGAGUUUUCGGCUUUGCCAUCGUGGCCACAUCGACGCUCAACAUGCUGAUUCCAUCUGCCGCUCGCUGCCAUUACAGCUGCGUCAUACUUGUCAGGAUAUGCCAGGGCCUUGUAGAGGGCGUAUCAUACCCAGCCUGUCAUGGGAUCUGGGCCAAGUGGGCACCUCCUCUUGAGCGAAGUCGAUUAGCCACGACAGCUUUUUGUGGAUCCUAUGCUGGGGCAGUGGUGGCCAUGCCUUUAGCUGGGAUACUGGUGCAAUACACUGGGUGGCCUUCUGUAUUUUAUGUCUAUGGCAGCUUUGGGAUAUUCUGGUAUUUGUUUUGGAUUCUGGUGUCAUACGAGAGUCCUGCAGCCCAUCCCACCAUCUCACCAGAGGAGAGGAAAUACAUUGAAGAUGCGAUCGGAGAGUCUGCAUCAUUUCUCAAUCCCCUUCAAAAAUUUAAAACCCCGUGGAAACACUUCUUCACCUCCAUGCCAGUCUAUGCCAUUAUUGUGGCCAACUUCUGCAGGAGCUGGACCUUCUACCUGCUGCUCAUCAGCCAGCCGGCCUACUUUGAAGAAGUCUUUGGCUUUGAGAUCAGCAAGGUGGGCAUAGUGUCAGCUUUGCCCCAUCUGGUGAUGACAAUCAUCGUGCCUAUUGGGGGCCAGUUGGCUGACUACUUGAGAACCCACAACCUGAUGUCCACCACCAACGUCAGGAAGCUCAUGAACUGUGGAGGUUUUGGGAUGGAAGCCACCCUCCUGCUGGUGGUGGGCUACUCUCACACAAAGGGUAUUGCCAUCUCCUUCUUGGUCCUGGCGGUGGGAUUCAGUGGAUUUGCUAUCUCAGGGUUUAAUGUCAAUCACUUGGAUAUCGCGCCUCGAUAUGCCAGCAUACUGAUGGGCAUUUCGAACGGAGUGGGAACGUUAUCUGGAAUGGUGUGUCCUCUCAUAGUUGGUGCCAUGACCAAACACAAGACGCGUGAGGAGUGGCAGUACGUCUUCCUUAUAGCCUCACUUGUUCAUUAUGGAGGAGUGGUUUUCUAUGGACUCUUUGCAUCAGGAGAAAAGCAGCCUUGGGCAGACAUAGAGGACACAAGUGAGGAGAAGUGCGGUAUAAUCGACGAGGAUGAACUGGCCAAUGAAACAGAAGAGAUGUACCGUGGAGGGGGGCAGUACGGAGCCAUAAGCCAAUCGGGGGCUGGUUUCAACGGUGGAGGAGGAGGAGGAGGAGCAGGGUCAGGAUGGGUGACAGACUGGGAUAAGUCUGAGGAGUAUGUGCAGCCGCCCGGAUAUAACUCCUACAUGUACGGGGGAGAAGUAGAGAAGGAGCUCACAUAGAAGACUGACGUGACACAAGUUUUAAAAAAUAAUAAUAACAAGAUAAAAAAAAUGAAAGAGGAAGGGUGUUUCUGGAGAACGACUGCAAGAGAGUCACUGAACAGACCUGCUGUGUGCUUCUUAAAAUUUAUAGCAGCACAUAUCAAAAGAGUGGAUCAGAUUCAUUCCACUGUAGGUGUGUGUGUUUGUGUGUGUGUGAGAGAGAGAGAGAGAGACAGUGUGCGUGUGCAAGCAUGUGCAUGCAGAGUGCUAAAUUUACACAAAAAAACUGAUUUCAUCUUCAUCAGAACUCAUCUUACAUCCUGAUGCUGAUGCUCAUUGUGAUUGGUCAGGAGUUCUGUAUCCGCAACUAGGAGAUCCUGUGUGUGUGUGUGUGUGUGUGUGUGUGUGUGUGUGUGUGUGUGUGUGUUUGUGAGAUAGAGAGAGAGAGAGAGAAAUGAUUUAACUCUGCUAUGAAUGUUGGUCUCUGGCGGCUUCAUUAUCCAAGCUGGAGAAUCAUACACUGAGGCAACAGAAUCACCUUUUAAUGGGACUUUUUUCAGCAAAAUGGAAAAGAAUGAGAUGAGGCAAUACACACAAACAUGCCGAGGUGAAAUAAGAUAUUUGCAAUCAGCAAUAAUGUGAUAUUCAACAAAGAGUGAGUAUACUCUGAGGAACCAACUAGUGGAUGGUGGAAAUUCAUUUUUUCGACAACUUUAGCCCCAAACUGGACAGGAAUUGAGAGGACUUUGGGACAUUGAAAGAAAUCAGAAGCUUUAAAUCUUCCAGAUUUCUGUUUUUGGAACACUUUCUAAAAGCCUUUGUGGACAAAUGGUAAAUUAACAGCUGAUUAAAUUAUAAUUAAUUGUGUGUGUGAGAGAGAGAGAGAGAGAGAGACAGAAAGAGCGAGAGAGUUGUGGGCCUGUAUAGCAACUUGCUGAAGCCACUGGGAUUGUGUUGUUUUUAAUUUUUUAUGUGUGAGUCAUGCAUUUACUUUUAUUUUGCUGGGAAAGCACCUUCAGAGCCUCAGUUUUAAAAACCUCACACUUCUAUUCAAUGCAGAAUUCAUCACCAAAUCCAAGCUCUCAAAGCUCCCAGAUAAACUAAACAGACGCCACCAGCCACGACGCCACUGAGUUUAACUUUCAAACUUCCUAAUCAAAGUGAAAAGAAAAAAGGUGCUUAGGUGUUGUAAAGUUGUACGUAGAUGAGUGUAAAGCUGUAAAACUUCCCUUCACCUGUGUGCUUGACUUUGCCGCCUACAGUUUCUCACUGCAUCUCAUGUCCAGCCACGCUUACAGGUCACAGUCGCCAGUAAUCAUCUGACAAUUCCCACUUUCUAUUCAGUGUGUAUAGUCUCCCUCAGCUUGGUACAUAUUUAUAACACUCCCAGGCCUCGCAGCACUUUCUGUUUAUGCCUUUUCUUGUUUCUCUGGCAGCCUCUCCCUCCAUUUUUCCUCCUUGUCUUAUCUUUCUCUCAACAUCAGUCGUGUUUGUGCGGGUAAAUCCAAGCUUUUCAGAUCGACUGUGUGUGUCUGUGUGUGUGUGACAGCAAGUGUGCUGUUGUGUUGGGUGCAGGUGCUGAAAAGUUGUGCAGUGAGCAUAUUUAAUGGACACAGUGGUGCAGUACUGUGCCAGCCCUCAUAUUUUCCCUUUUACACACAAACACACACAGGGGGGCUAAUUUCAUGCGAGUGCACAGUGAAUCGUGCAGACAGAGUUUGAUAGGCGAACAUUAUUAGAGAAUGUGUGAAGUUCAGCUUCACUUAUAUCUUGUAAGAGUAGAGAACCUCAGCUUCCUGCCUGUCAAGCGCACUGGCAGCUGGGAAAUGGAGUACAGUCACAUACGGGCGAGGUAAUCUGUAGUAGUACUGGACUUGUGUACACACAGACACACACACACACACCACUCCUGCAUCUGUUCGUGCUGACAGACAGUACAUCUGUUGGUGGUACUCAGUGGGUCAUGUUUGCGAGAUAAAACUGCAGUGCUGGACUGUUUAAAAAGGACGUGUUUGAUUCACUUGGGGGUUUAGUUUUUAAAUGUGUUGCUGUGUCGAAUAAUUACAAGAAAAAAAGUGCAAAAGGUCAGUUGCCAUUUUUUGAGUGAAAAGUCUUAAAGACGUGAAUGAUGAUAACUGUGAACAAGUUCAUUUUGUGCGUGUUGUAUCAGUGUAUCUUUGAUCUGCUUUUUUCUUCUUUGUCUCAGUUUAUGGCUGCUCCAAUGUUUUCCUUCCCAUCCUCAAUGAAAUGUGUGGUUAUCUGGUGGGACUUGGUGUAAAAAAAAAAAAAUUAAAAAGACAAGAAAAGAUCUGUAUUUAAAAAUGCAAAUAUAUGGAAAAUAUUUUAUGUAAAAAAGUGUACAUGUGAGAUAACCUUGUGUAUAAUAAAAUUCAAGCAAUUUAAGAUGAUGUCACUAUUUCAGUGCAAUUGUGUCAUCGGGAUUUUAUCACCUAAAACAUGAUGACGCAUUAAAAUGGUGUUGGUUUUCA